CUGGUUUAGUUAUUCUGGUACAUCUUAAAUUGGCUCCAGCAGUAGAAGAAGAAGCGCACCACUAUGAUUUUAGCUUGCCGGUCGGAAAAUAGAAAUUAGGGGAAUGGGUGAUACACAUCCGCAGGGGGACAUUUUGAAAAUGUCCCACAGAGAGAACUGGAAAGUGCAGCAUGAGCGGCUGCACGUGAAGCACAGAGGCCAUGAGGCCAUGCACGCUGAGAUGGUGCUCAUCCUCAUCGCCACGCUGGUGGUGGCCCAGAUUGUCCUGGUGCAGUGGAAGCAGAGGCACAGCCGCUCCUACAACAUGGUGACUCUGCUGCAGAUGUGGGUGGUGCCGCUCUACUUCACCAUCAAGCUGUACUGGUGGCGCUUCCUCUCCACCUGGGGCAUGUUCUCCGUCAUCACCAGCUACAUCAUCUUCAGGGCCACGCGCAAGCCCCUCUCAGGCAGAACGCCCAGAAUGGUGUACAAGUGGUUCCUGCUCAUCUACAAGCUGAGCUACGCAGUGGGAGUGCUGGGCUACCUGGCCAUCAUGUUCACCAUGUUUGGCUUCAACGUCCUCUUCAGGAUUAAAGCAGAGGACUCGAUGGAUGUGGGCGUCAUCAUGCUCUUCUAUGGCCUGUACUACGGCGUCAUGGGACGGGAUUUUGCUGAGAUCUGCUCUGACUACAUGGCCUCAACCAUAGGGUACUACAGUGUGGGGGGCAUGCCCACGCGCAGCCUCUGCGACGACAUCUGUGCGGUGUGCGGCCAGAAGAUCCUGGUGGAUGUGGAUGAAGAGGGCAUUAUUGAGGACACGUAUCAGCUCUCCUGUAACCACAUCUUCCAUGAGUUCUGCAUUCGUGGCUGGUGCAUUGUGGGAAAAAAGCAGACCUGUCCCUACUGCAACGAGAAGGUGGAUCUGAAGAGAAUGAUGAAGAAUCCUUGGGAGAAAACACAUGUGUUGUACGGACAGCUUCUGGAUUGGCUGAGGUACCUUGUUGCUUGGCAGCCCAUCAUAAUUGGCAUCGUUCACGGAAUCAACUUCACCUUGGGCCUCGAAUAGAGAAAAUGGCAAAAAGAACAGAACUAUGAACCAUUUUUAAGCGGCUUGCACGGUUUUGUCUGUUAGUAUUUAUAAGAUGUAAAUUCUGUACUUUACCAUGUAUAGAUGCAGAUGCUUUUGUAUCAUAUUAUUUAUUUAAUACAGUAUCAAGUGCUUCACACAGCCAGCUCAGCCAAUGACUUGCAUUGUAAAGCGUGGGAUUUCAACACAUUGAAAUGUCUAGAAAACUUGCUGAUGCCGUUACGUGUUGGAUUUUUUUGUUGUUUUUAACGCCUGUGUGACCUGUUUUCCAUUUCUGCAUUGUGGUUCACUCAUCUACUCAGCUGUUUAUUCCAUGAUGCAUAUGAUUAAUUAGAGACCAUGGGCUUGAUUUUGAUAUUUACUUACUGUGGGAUGUAACGACCCCUUCCUGUUUACUGUUAAGGGUAUAAGCUAUGGUGCCAUAAAACCUUCUUUUCAUGAGGACUUGAUGCCUGAGAAUCAGUAGAGGUAAGAAGUGAAAACUUCACUCUGAUCUCUUGUGUAAGGGAGCGUUUCUUUUUUUUUUUUUUUUUUUCUAAGUCUGGAUGAGGGAACCUCGUUUUUGGGGGGUUAAGCACAUUUAUAUCCAUCCAUCCAUCCAUAUCUGUAUUUUGGUUAGUUUGUGGUCAGCUGAUUGUUGACAGGAUAUUGUUCUGAAAUCCUUCACUGACAAUGAGAUAAAUUUUAAAAGAAAA
Sardina pilchardus (European sardine) is the source of this 1761-nucleotide messenger RNA. RefSeq names its product ring finger protein 175 (gene rnf175). The transcript is spliced from 9 exons. Lineage: Eukaryota; Metazoa; Chordata; Actinopteri; Clupeiformes; Clupeidae. The record is from RefSeq and is a predicted model, not a curated record. Gene Ontology annotation, cellular component: Golgi membrane; endoplasmic reticulum membrane. The coding region runs from base 104 to 1045 and encodes 313 amino acids. Gene Ontology annotation, molecular function: ubiquitin protein ligase activity; metal ion binding.